Molecule: messenger RNA, 1698 nt
Organism: Dissoconium aciculare CBS 342.82
Lineage: Eukaryota; Fungi; Ascomycota; Dothideomycetes; Mycosphaerellales; Dissoconiaceae
Product: 4-coumarate-CoA ligase
Exons: 2
Coding region: 1-1698 (565 amino acids)
Biological process (GO): secondary metabolic process
Molecular function (GO): CoA-ligase activity
Source: RefSeq, a predicted model, not a curated record
AUGCCGGUCAAUUCUCCUUACCCAGAUGUCGUUAUUCCAGAUUUGGAUCUAUGGGCCUUCAUCUUCGAUCGCAAAGACCGAGACUUUUCGGAUGAUCAAGUAAUCUAUCGAUCCUUCAACUCCGACAGGCACUACACCUUCAAGGACGUCAAGCAAGCCGCGACAGCGUUCGGUGAAGGUCUAUGCAACCUGUGGGACUGGCAACGGGGUGACGUGCUGAACAUCUAUGCACCGAAUGACAUCGAUGUCGCGCCCAUCGUCUUCGGAACGUUCUUCGCUGGUGGAAUUGUCUCACCGGCGAACCCAACGUACUCGGCUGCGGAGCUUGCUUUCCAAUUGGAAAACAGCGAGAGCAAAGCCAUUGUCACUACGAAAGCCUUUCUGAAAAAUGCGCUGGCUGCUGCCAAGAAGGCCAACAUCCCCGAGGACAGAAUUAUCCUCCUCGGGGAAGCGCGAGAUGACACGCACAGAGUCAAGCACUGGAGCAAUAUCCGCAAAACCUCGGGUGCUCUGCGGUACCGUCGACGCAAGAUGCAUCCUGACAAUGAUCUCGCAUUCUUGGUGUACUCGUCCGGCACCACUGGCUUACCGAAGGGUGUCCGUCUGAACCAUCGUAACAUUGUUGCCAACUUGUGUCAAAUCGCUGGUAGUGCCACCGGGAAGGAGCUCACGUCCAAGGACAAGCUCCUUGGAGUGCUCCCCUUCUUCCACAUCUACGGUCUGACGAUGCUCCUCCAUCAGGUCCUUCACCGAGGAAUCGAGCUCAUCGUGAUGCCUGGCUUUGAGUUGAAAGGUUUCCUGUCCACAAUUCAGAAGCACAAGAUCACCUUUAUCAACGUGGCGCCUCCGAUUCUUGUGCGCCUCGCUCGCGAUGAGAUCGUCUCGCAAUACGAUCUUUCCAGCAUCCGUAUGCUCACUUCUGGUGCAGCACCCUUGACAGACGAUCUCAUCAAACAGAUCAAGCAGCGCCUCAACAUUCGCGUGACACAAGCCUAUGGCCUGUCUGAAUGCUCUCCGGGCACACACGUACAACGCUGGGAGGAGUGGGAGUCGUCCAUCGGUAGCGUCGGUGUCCUGGUGCCCAACAUGGUCGCCAAGUUCAUGUCCCCCGAGGGCAAGGAACUACCUCCGGACCAGCCUGGAGAGCUGUGGGUGUCCGGACCGAACAUCUUCCAGGGCUACUGGAAGAACGACGCGGCGACGGCUGACUGUCUGACGGUCGUCGAUGGUGUGACAUAUUUCAAGACCGGCGACGUGGGCCGUCUGGAUACCGCACACAACUUCUUCAUCACCGACCGCGUCAAGGAAUUGAUCAAGUACAAGGGUUUCCAGGUCGCACCCGCCGAGCUCGAAGGCAAAUUGAUGGCGCACCCGCUCAUCAACGACGUCGCCGUCAUCGGCGUCCAGGACCGCCGCAACCACACCGAGAUGCCCCGGGCAUACAUCGUGCACGCGCGCCUGGGCGGCAAGGCCGGCGAUACCGAGACCGGGUUCCCCGCUGGCGAAGAGGCGAAGCGGGAUGCGGAUGCUAUCACCAAGUGGUUGAGCGAACAGGUCGCCGACCACAAGAAGCUGCGAGGCGGCAUCCGAUUUAUCCCGGAGAUUCCCAAGAGCGGGACCGGCAAGAUCCUACGACGAGUGCUCAAGGACCGCGUGAAGGCAGAGGAAGCGGCUGAGGAGAACAAGGCGAAGCUUUGA